Molecule: messenger RNA, 1897 nt
Organism: Alternaria alternata
Lineage: Eukaryota; Fungi; Ascomycota; Dothideomycetes; Pleosporales; Pleosporaceae
Exons: 3
Coding region: 135-1646 (503 amino acids)
Source: RefSeq, a predicted model, not a curated record
UAGGAAAGUGUCUGCUGUGAGAGACUUUUCCCCCAACAGACCCGCGACGACAAUAUUUUGGUAGCGAUCCUCCGCGCCUCAACGAUACUACCGAAGCGAAUCCCCAGCAGGCCAUUUUACCGACCGACCCCAUCAUGGCGCAUCUUCUCCGACUGCCUCGCGAAUUGCGCGAUCUCAUUUACGAAUACUACUUCGACGGUGAAGGAGGCUUCAAAUAUGAUUUCGUCACCAACAAGCUUCGAUGGGCCGAUGGUCUAUCCAUCGACCUGUCUUUGGUGCUUGCUUGCCGGCAAAUCGCUGCCGAAACACACGGGCUUGCGCUGCGGACCAACACACUCCGAUUCAAGACAUUUCACUCAGAUCAUACACAGGAGCAUGCUAGUGUACUUCAUGUCGUCAAUCGAGAGAUAUACGAGAGACAGGAGUCACUACUAGACUCACUGGCUCCUGAGCUUCUCAGCCAAGAGCAGGCGCAGGUGGCGAAGUCGCUAUAUCCACAAUUCGCGCCUGUAAUAGAUUAUUGGCGAUUGCGUGGAAAAAUCCGUCUCAUCGGCGCGCUGUGUGAGGAAUGCUGUGUAACUCCAUCAAUAUGGCGCGAUUUUGUGGCAUUCACGUUGAACUUGAUCUCUCAACAGCCCGGAUUUCUCGGUGAAGCUGAGGCGCUAAAACUGGAGGCUCGCCAGAAGCGAUCUGGAUUCUUGUUUGGUCCGAGAGUUAUGGUCAUUCCAGACCCAGAUCCGCAUGAAGAUGCCAGAACUCUUGCGUUGAACGAAGCAAGGCCUGUGCCAUGGCAAAUUACAGAUAUCGAGGAGAUCGCGAAACUGCGUGAGCUCAUCAUAGACGACAACGUGGUCCCUCAUUCCAACACAAAGUACACUUACUCAGCAGCUUCUAUGGCUCUCCGGUUGUUGCACUCUAUGCCGAGGGUUACGCGUGACAAUAUCAGGAAAAUUAUACUGAUAGAAGACCGCGAAUCCAUCGCGUUUCCUCAAAGCCAUGGUAGGGGGUUCAUUGACGUCUGUCGAGAACACCCGCAACUCAAGGUUGAGCGCUUUGUCAGUCUUUGGAGAAAUGCAAUCCCCGUGUCCUAUAAGGACAUAAGCGCUUACCUCCAUGGUGAUCAGAAUUUCCUUGAUCACGGGCUUCUGGACCGUCACCGUUGUGACGCUGGUUUCAUCAGCCAGGGGGUAGGUACAUGGAUCAUGGAGGCUAGGGCACUCCCCUCGCUCGGGAUGCCGCAAGAUUCCUUCACCCUCGUACUUGAUGGUGAUCCCUUGCCUGACCAGACGUCGCGCAUCUUCAAAAUCAUCCAACGCGAUGCUGCUUGGCAGAGCGCCCUCGACAUUUGCUACGAUACUGGACUCCUACCACGACCUUCUUGGCCUGAUAAGCGAAUUUACACUGCAAGUUUCAUACAUGAAGAAUUUCCAGAAGCAAUCGGUGCUAUUUCAACGCACAGCUCUUUGGUCAGAACCAACUUCCCCGUUGGCGCACCUUACGAUGUUGAGCAACUGCUGCAAGAGCACGAAGGAUGGACGCCGGAAGACUGGGAAGAGGGAUGGCAAUUACACGAGCCGCACCAAUUCCAGACUGAGGCGCCGCUACCCCCGUGGCACCUACUUCGAUGGCAGCAUGUAAUCAGAUAAGACGUCAUCGAGUGCAGGGAGAUGGAGAUGGCCAAAGUCGAAUCAUUUCAUGGCCACGGCGGCGCUCGGUGAGGGGCCGGGGGGCGGGCGCUGGAUGGCGGCGGCAUAACGUCGGCCGUCCAGAUCACCGAGGCCUGGGCGGUCUUACUUUUUCGUUAGACUUGAUGACACUACGGCAUCUUUGGAAUGGCGAUGACCAGACGCACAGAUCUUGAAGAUCAGCGGCGUUGCGGCCUAGGAUGAGUCCGUGC